Messenger RNA from Myripristis murdjan (pinecone soldierfish), 2801 nucleotides. Its product is annotated as GTPase IMAP family member 8-like. Lineage: Eukaryota; Metazoa; Chordata; Actinopteri; Holocentriformes; Holocentridae. Gene Ontology annotation, molecular function: GTP binding. The transcript has 6 exons. The coding region runs from base 186 to 2771 and encodes 861 amino acids. The record is from RefSeq and is a predicted model, not a curated record.
CACAGCAGCAUGAACUGGCCUGAGUGAAGUCUGACAGCAACUUCAAGAAAAGGAAAUGGUGUUUUCUUAACAUAUUUAACCUGAGGGCUACAUGUCGGAGAGACUCCAUCCUCCCUGACCCCUACAGAUCUGAGAGACAUUGAGCUGAUAGUGCUGCAGCUCAGGGAGGAAAAAGAAGACGCAAAAUGGAGAACAGCCCAGGGAUGAAAGAGAGCUGUGCACUGUCAGAGGUCAGGAUCAUCCUAAUUGGUGGGCGAUGGUCUGGCAAGAGCUCGUCUGGCAACACCAUCCUGAGGAGGGAAAGGUUUGAGUGUGGCAGAACCAGAACAGCUCAGUCUGAACUGAGGCAUGAAGAGGUGGAGGGGAGGGAGCUUACUGUGGUUGAUGCCCCAGGAUGGAGCAGCUCCCUCUCCCUUACUGAGAUCCCAGAGGGGGACAAACAGGCGUUUAAGCUCAAUGUGUCCAAAUGCCCUCCGGGGCCCCACGCUUUUCUGCUCGUGACUGCUUUAGACUCAGCUUUCUCCAUGGAGGAGAGAAGACCCCUGGAGCACCACAUGAAACUCCUGGGAGAGAGGGUCUGGAGACACACCAUGGUGCUGUUCACUUGUGGGGAUUACCUCGGGAAAAAGACCAUAGAGCAGCACAUUGAGAACGAGGGAGAGGCACUCAAGUGGUUGGUGAACAAGUGUGGGAACAGGUACCAUGUUUUUAAUAACAAAGAUAAAGGUGACUCAUCGCAGGUCAUGCUGCUGCUGGAGAAGAUAGAUGAGAUGGUGUGGCACAACAAUGGCGGCUACUAUUGCCUAGACGAACGAAUUUUUCACAUCAUCCAAGAGAAGCAACGGGAGGCCGCUGAGAGGGCAGAUAAGAGACGGAAGAGGGCAGAAGAGCAAAGACAACAAAUGAAACCAAUAAUUUUAGCAGACCCAAAGCCAAUUCCAGAUCUCAGGAUAGUUUUGUUGGGAAGUCGAAACGUCGGGAAAACCUCAAUGGGGAACACCAUCUUAGGAAUCAAAGAGCAAGAAAGUGGGAAGAGAACUAUCCACUCAGCAGUCAGGCGGGGUUAUGUGAACGAAACUGCUGUAAUUCUGGUGGACACACCUGGUUGGUGGAAAGGCUUCUCAGUUUCUGACACGACGGAAACAAUCAAACAGGAAGUUAUGAGCAGCAUGUUUCUGUGCCGCCCUGGACCCCAUGUGUUCCUGCUGGUGAUAGAUGCAGACGCGUCCUUUAAUGAAAGGCACAGAGAUGCAGCGACAGGACACCUGGAGCUCCUUGGGGAAGAUGUGUGGAAACACACCAUUGCAGUUUUCACCCGAGGUGACUGGCUGGGAGCGAAGACCAUUGAAGAGUACAUUGAAGGGGAGGGAGAGGCCCUGCGGUCUCUCGUCGACAAAUGUGGCAAUAGAUACCACGUCAUUGACAAUAAGAACAAAGAUGACGGUACACAGGUCACAGAGUUGCUGGAGAAGAUCAGUGAAGUUGUCGCUGGAAAUGGCUGGAACCAUUUCGUCCCAGAUGAACAGAUUAUUCAGAGCAUUGAGGAGAGAAGACAGAGGGUGGAAGAAACAACUAGACAGAGGCAAAACAAAGUCAAUGCCAGAAGGCAAAAUCGUCAAGGUUCCAGGAACAAAUUACAAGAGCUUAAGUUACUGAUACUUGGCCAAAAGACAGUUGGGAAGAGUGCAACAGGAAAUAUUCUCCUGCGCAAAGAAAUCUUUGCCACUUGUGCGAAUGAACGUUGUCAAGAGGGUAAAGGGGAAGUUGAUGGCAGACAGGUCACAGUGAUCGACACCCCAGGCUGGUGGAAGAAUUCCUCCCAAUGCACUGAAGACAUGGACCAAGAAAUAGUCAGGGGUUUGUCUCUUUGCCCAUCAGGAGCUCACGCUGUUUUGUUGGUCGUUCCUUUGGAUGUGAGAUUCACAGACAGUCAGUGGAGAGCCGUGGAGGAGCACAUGAGCCUGUUUGAUGCCACUGUCUGGAAACACACGCUGGUGGUGUUCACCUAUGGAGACAUGCUGGCAGACAAAUCCAUAGAGGAGCACAUUGAGAAUGAGAGAUACCCGCUGCAGUGGUUGGUAGACAAAUGUGAGAACAAGUACCAUGUGCUCAACAAUACAAAGAAAAAGGAUACGAGCCAGAUUACCGAGCUGUUUGAGAAGAUAGAGGAGAUGGUUGCAGAGAACAGCGGCCGGCUCUUCUGCCCCGACAUGAGUGACAUCCACCGGAGAGUUGAGGAGAAGUUCAGGAGGAGGGAGAUCAAGCAAGUCCUGAAGCAGCGUCUGGAGCAAGAGUACAGGAGAAGAGAGCUAGAGCUGCUGACAGGGUUCAAGCAAACGCUCAUCAGUCUGCAAACUGAGAUGAAACAGAAAUCACUGAUGGGUGACAAGACCAAAAUUAAAGCCAUAAGCAUUGGCCAGAGGAAGAAGGAUGAGAAAGAGAAAGAGGAAAAGAUCGCAACGAAAAUCAGCCAGGAGAUAGAAAAACUGGAUAAGGAGAUACUGAAAUCCACAACUUUUCUGCGGAAUAGCAUAGACUUCUUGAUCCCAACAAUGAGUGAAGACCCCCAAACAACAUCUGUCGCUGGAUCCUCACUGGACAGUCAAAACCCAAGCAGCAACUUGGACAAGGUGCUGGGCUGGCUGUCCACACUCCAGAUCGGCAGGAAUGUGGAGAACCAGCUGACACUCAGCUUCUCUGAGACGUCAGGGUACAGAUCCCUGCUGGCGGACCACUUUGCUCUGAACAGAGACGAUGAUGAACUGGAGUGAAAUGAGACGUCAUUCUCUUUUUGUUGUCUC